AUGCGGAGGAACAAGACGAGCGUGAGCGUGAUGAGCAUGAGCAGCAAGCCGAGCAACGAGUUCGAGUGGGCUCAGAGGCUCGCCAGGUGGCCCUUUCUGUUCAUUUUUUGAAUCUCUGAGGUAAGGUAAAUUAGACAAGCUCGAGAGAUUUACGGACGAUAGGAGGAACAUUUCGAAUAUCUGGAAUGGGAAUUUUCGAAGUCCAGAGCUAAUGAAAGUCAGUUCUUUCACACUCAAUUUACUGCCAUCAUUUUCAUUUUUUAGACUCGAAACCUAGUAACAGCAAAAAAUCGAGAAUUUCAAAAAUUUAAAGCCAAGCAAAGGAAAAACAGCAAUCGCCUUCUCAAUGGUUUUUAUUUUUUGACCAUUUUUUGACUUCGUUAUUUUCUUCCGGAAUUCCUGCAAAAAAAGAGUUACCCAAAAGGUUUGCGUGGAUUUAUAUCCGAAAUAUCUGGAAUUUUCUUUCUGCUUUCGGGAAUUUUUAAGAGUGUUCGCUUUUAUUAUUAAGCAGGACUCGGUUUCAAAUUCACGAUUUCACCUUCAACUUAUCUGCAAAUCGCUCUUUGCUUGCAUAGGAAUUGGACUGAGCAGAGCUCACUCGGGGAAAUCCGUCCAUCACACGGCAAUAGCUGGUUCUUGAUCGAUUUGAAUAUUAUGCCCCAGCGGCUAAUCUCAAAUCGCCAGAUUUUAUGUGAAGUCACGGAUUUUUCCACUUUCUAUGAGGCAGGUGUGACGUUGAUAAUAACUCAAGUCUGACCACAGUUCUGCAAAAUUGGAAGAAACACCUUUUGUUAAAGUUGUUGACUUAUUUCUUGAGGAAGAGUUUCGAAGAUGGAAUUUUCCCGGGCUAAUUCGCCAUUUUUGGAUUUAUUUAUAGGCAUUCUGAAUCUUUAACUCAAUACUCUAUUGAACAGAAAUCAGGAGUUACCGGGAAGUUUUUCAACUUACCAAACUGGUAUUUAAAUAUUUUCAUUUUUUUUUGCAACUUCUUUUCGCAUCUUUCGACAGAUUCCACGUUGAGCACUAAACGGAAGAGACUAACAAAAAAUUCUCAUGGAAGUAAAACAAAUUUUUAAAAUGUUUUCUUAAUCUCUCAAAGAUUGGAAAACUUUGACUGUUAGCUCAGAUUUUAUCAAAAAGUUUUUCUGAUUUUUUACUGCGAAAAAGCUGAUUGCUCAUUUCGAAAAAUUCAAAACCGAGAACAAGCUGCGAUGUUUCGAAACGCGUCAUUUGGAGCAACUCGUAAUAACAUCCAAACAUAGUUGACGUGAUGCCGCGACUUUCUAAUCAAGAUAAUUGAAGCGCGACCAUUUUUGACUACGGCAGCUUGGGAGUGAGAGAAGUGGGCGGGGCGAUAAGCCAAGCCUCCGGAUAUAAACGCCGCGGCCUGCGAUCAUCUCCCUCGCUGUCCUUGUGGUCACGGUCAGGCCUACGACUCGAAAACCCUCUCUCAGAUGCUCGAUGCCUUUGUCAGGUCUCGUUUUGUACCUUCUGAUUGACUGGAAAAUAUCGUUUUAUUUAGUAAUACUUGUCUUCAACUAGGCUGCAGUUUCUUGCGAAUAAGUUCUUGAAGUCCAGUCUUUAUAGUAGGAAAAUUGAAAGAGUCGGUUCAAAGUCUUACUAAAUUUUCUGUAGGGUGUAUCUGAAUCAAAAGCGUUGAUAGGCUUGGUCAUGAAGAUGGUAAAAGCUUGGAGACUGUGAACUUUUGAUAAACACUUUGGAUGUUAAUUUCAAAAAAAUUCAAGAGUUCAGUUCACAGCUUUCCUGAAUAAUUUUUAGGUUGAAAUGUUUUCAAAAAGUUAAAAAAAUUUUUGAUUUCGAUUUGAUUUGAAGAGAACUUGACCAUGAAUUUUUUUCCACUUUGCUCCUCCAAAACUUCCUUCAUUUUAAUCAUGAGUUAUAAACAACAACAGUGCCAAAUUUCUGGAAGAAAAAAAUUUUUUUUGAGAAACCGCAAAAUGUCUUACAGUCAAGCCUUUUUGUCGCGUCAUUGUGAUUUAUAGAAAAAUAAACUCAACUGGCUGCUGAUUUCUCAAAAACAGCCUUUUGAACUGACAGUUUAAAAAUUAACUUCAUCACAAAGUUAUCUUUAUUUCGUAAGUAUCUUUUUUUUAGUUCACUCAGAUGACCGCAGUUCGAAGAUCCUUUUUGAAAAUUCGCGUCGAAAAUUUUAUGUUCUUCAGCUCUCCAAGAGCUUCUUUGUGUUUGAAUUUGGCAGAUUACUGAAUUUUGAAGGAUUUCUUUGUCUUCCGAGAUUAAAUCGAUCUAUUUUUCACUCAAAAAGAAUCUUUUCUCAUUUUCGUAACAAAGAAAAUCAGAAAAAAAUUCGAUUAUGCUUUUUAAUAGGACUUUUUAGCCGCCCAUUCAAAUUCCAGUUUGGGAUUUUCAAAAGAGUAUUGAAAUAAUCUGCUCAAUUUCUAUCACGCUUUAGUGUGGCUGGAUAUACCUCCAUUAUACUGAUGAGGUUUGUAAGUGUAAUAAAAUCUUCUUCCCAAAUAUUUUUGGAUUGAAUAAUUUAUGCCCUGGGGAAUUUCUUUUUUCAUGAGAUUUCUCCGUAGAUGCUCCCCGACCUGCAGCUUCCAUAAUCAAUGAGACGCCAUCUUCUUACGGUAGUCUCUUUUUCUUCCUGUGAAAUGAAAACUUUGUGAAAAAUUUAUACAUAUCGGCAUGAAUUCGUGACACACACCCGCCACAUGCCGCGUUACAACCGCCGAUUUUGCCAUGGAGCGCGAAAUCUUCGUGUUCGCUUCGUUUUUGCUCGUAAUCCGAUAUGCGGCCAUUCAUUCAAGUAAUGGCUUGCCAAAAUAAACGCCUCUGGAAGCGAUUUAUGGGCCGUGAUAGAGGAUUUCGGUUCAUGUUAAACAAAAAAGAUUCGCUACCGUAGGAUCUGAAGUUUUUUGAGUCAUUCUUUGAAUGGUCUCGGGAAUGACAUCUGAGAAAAAGUAAUACCAACUGAGCGGUCAUGAUCCAGAGUCUGGAUUCCAGACCAGACGAAUUGAAUGAAGUCGGCCGAACAUUUCAAUUUUAUGCCGACAACUCGUCGGAACUCGAUGAUAUGCGUCAUCCGUUUGCUUUUCAGCAAGAAGGAAAAAAAAACGUCCCAAUCAACUUUUUAUAUCGUUCUCUUUUCUCUCUUUUAUUGAGUCUCAAAAGGAAGUUCAAUCUGAAAGCUUUCCAGCGACUCCUGAAACGGAUAAUUGUCCUGAGCGGAGAAAUCUGGAAAGUUGGUUAAGAGAUAAACAAAAAAGGCGCAUAUUCCUUGUAGGACACUUCAGACUUAAUACGACCUUAACCAAUCAAAUGUGCCCCGCGGCAAUUUCGAAAGCUCAAAAUAGGAAUUCAUGCGUUAGAUGGGAAAAUAUUUACUUGAAAAUAACCUGAUUUAUGGCUUUUUGGGUGAUGAAAUUCGAUUCAAAAACAACCCCGCUUGAAGAAAUUACCAUAAAAAUAGGCCUUAGUUAUUGAAAAGUUUGAUUCAAUAGGGAACGAACUUUCAGGCGACUGGAACAAGUGCUUCACGUCCACCCGGAGAAGUAUCAGAAUGGCGGCGCCGGCGUCCGAAUCUGCAACAGUCAGAAGCACAGUCGACAGCACUCGGAAGGUCUCGUCGUGCCGAAUGUCCGGUCCCGCAGCGUCGAGAUCCAGUCAGUUCUUUGAUCUUGUCGAAAAAGACUUUUGGUUGAGAAAGUGUAUCGUCUAGCUUCUCACAAGGAAGGAACUUCCUUCAUUGAUUAUUUUGUCAGCCUGCAAAACUUUCGAUAGCUUGUAUACGGCAGAAUAUAAGGUCCCAAGGAGAAAAAUUGAAGAAAUUUUCUACCUGAAAAUUUCCCUUUUUAGUUGAGUUCAGAUAUCAUCAAGAAUUUUUGAACAUGUGCACGAUUUGCCAAAAAUCUAUAAAGCGCAAAGUUUUUUUCAAAGCUUGAGACAAGUUGGAAAAAUAAGUAAAAGGAUUAAUUUUUUUCUCUUAACAGCUCUUGAAUAAAUUUAAAUUUUUUUACAAUUUUGGGAAAUAUUUUUGCGAGAGUUCAAGCUAACUUCUGAUGUUGGAAAGUUGUGAAAGAAAAAAAUUCUCAAACGAAUGUAUGAGUAAAUUUAAAAAUCAAAAUUUUCGGUCAAAUCCUACGCCAAUUUGUCACCUAAUAGCUUUAGAUUUGAAACCUUGUCGUGAUUUAUUAUUUUUUUCUUUUCCGAACAGAAUAUUUUAUUUAUUUUUUUCUUGAUCUCCGAAUAUUUCAAAUCCCGCUGGGAGUAUCGCAAACUUGAUAAAAACAAACAUGAGCCGAGUACCAAAUCAUUCAUUUCUCACUUGCAAAACCUCGAUCAUUUUCUUUUUUUUUUGAAAAAAAAAGAGACGGAAGCCACCGUAAAUCAUCUUUGAAUUGGUGUUCUUCCAAAGCGUUUCGAGGCUUCCAACCGGGGUUGCUCGGCAACAAGCCAAAUCUGUCAUUCAAUUACCAGCAAAGGAUGAAUUCUUCGAGUUGUCCCCUCGUAAAAUAGAAAAAACAUCGCGUCCCACGAGACAAUCGACCAAUUGACCGUGGUGACUUCUAAUCUCCCACUUUUUUGCCCUAUUUUCCUCCCGUGUCUUCCGGCAAUUCUUCUCCGAGCCUCUAUUGUUCACUGCCCCUUCCCAUCUUCCUGCACUUCCCUUUAUAGAUGAAGCUCCUCUGCUAGUGUCAGCCUCAUUCGAAGGUUAUUCCAAAGAAAAAACCCUUUCCUAUGACUUCCUAUGGAAAUGUCACGUGAGCUUUGUCUAUCAUUUUCUGGCAGCUUCAUUCAUCCGUGUCCGAUUUUUCGCAUAUACGCUUUCCGAAUGUUUUUCAAUAACCUCUGAGUAAGUGGUUUCAUAAUAUCCCAGGUCAAAACGAAAAGAAAAACUUCCAAUUAUAUUCACUGGGGAUAAUCGAAAAUCUCUGAAUUUUAUUAUUAUCUUCACUUUAAAAGAUUUUUCUUUCUGGAAAGCUAUUGUUUAAAAGUUUAAGAUUUUCGAACCAGCUGUUUGAGAUGAAACAUGCGAAAAAUGGGCAGAUUUUCCAUUGAUUUGAGACAAAUUCCAGGCCAAACUGUUCAUCAAUAAUGUAUGCCACGAGCGUCUUCUUUUUGGCUUGCCUUUUUCUCAUUUCGUUUGUUUUCCUCAUUUGGCCUCCCGUUUUUCCUAACCCAUCUUUGUUAUUAUUCUCUAGUUACCGGUUCCCUAAGCUCAGGUAUAUUGAAUUAGGAAUUUAGAAUUCUUCAUUUUGCUCCUUUUUUUGUGAGAUAGUAAGAAACAUAUGGACGUGUUUUUAGAGGUGUUCCGGUCGCUAUUAUAGCGUGAAUAGAUGCCCAACGAAAAUAUUUGUUCAAAUAAACCCAGCCUCUUAUUUUCUCACUUUUUUGUGUCUUUUCAAUUUCGGUGUCUUUUUCGUGUAUUGAGAAUGUCGUUGAAUGUGAUUCAAAACGUUCUUGUUUGAGAAAAUGAAAAGUUGCCGAUUGGAACCGACGUGAUGCAGCAUGUGGAAGUUCAGGAAGUUCAAAAGGUAAAAUUGCCUUUUUUUUUUUCUUCGUUUUUUGGAUCAGAAACUCUUUUCUCUUCUAAAAAUAGUACUCAAUGUUUUUGAACUCAUUUUUCUCUAAAAAUCGACCAGACGAAAGACCUAAAAACAACAAGAAGAACAUAUAACAAAAGGCGGGAAAAAUGAAAAUGGGGCUCCGCGAGCCCAUGUCAAAUCCGCAGAGCAGCUGCUCAGCUAUCAUCAGCGUUCAAUUCGUUAAACUGCCGUCAAACCGCCCAGGUCCAGGCCCUCCCACACCUUUUCCUUUGCUGAUUUAUCAAAUCUUUGAAUAACUUCCGUUGGGCACAAAACUGACCUUCUAUAUUUUUUGAUUUUCUUUUCUCUUGUUAAAUGAUGAAAUAAUUCAAACUGUGCUCAAAGAUUCAUCCAAAUGAACUAUAAUCCAUUUAUUGCUAGUUUGAGGCAUACAUUUUACAGAGAUGGUAUAAAAACUUUUUGGUAAAGCUGUGAAGAGCCUCAAAAAGUUAAUUUGAAGCCUGUGGGAAGUAUGGAUUUUGUUCUGGAAAGUAAGCCUUGGUGAAAUACGAAAUACUGCAGAAAAACUUUCAAUUUUUAUUCUUAUUCGACAGACAAACUUAACGAAAUACAUUAGGAAAAAAAUUGUUUCUGUUGUCAAAACUUUUUUGAACCAUAAAUUCCAUAAAGUUCAUAAAUUUCAUGAUUUUGGCUUCAAAAUCGCAGCGAACUUCUUUCAUGAAGUUAAAAAGCCUAGACUGAUCGAUGAGAGCUUUGAAGAAGACUUACACGUAAUUCCAUUUUUUUUUUUCGCUCAUCUUCUCUUCUGUCACUUCCUUGUUUUUCAGCAGUACCUUCUUCAAAUGUGAAAUUUAUACAUGAAGAAAAAAAAAAAAAAAAAAUGUCAAUUAAUAAAGAAGAAAUAUAAUCCAGUUUUUAAUUUAAGUAAUGAGAAAGAUUAGAACGAAAUUUCGUGAUUAAUCAGCAUCGGUGUUGCUAGUAGAGAAAUAUUAUGGAAAAAAUUGUAAACCGGAAAUUUCCAAUUAGGAAUUCUUACUUAAACAUUGUCUAACAAUCAGAAGUCGCUAAGCUUCUCUCCAUUUUACAUUGUUUUUUUUUCUUCCUGCCUUCUCCAGAUCUCGUAUUUCACUUGACUAUCUUAUUUCCAUGUAACAUCUAGCCGGCUUUGCUUCUGGAAUACUAAAAAACUUGAUUUUUUCACAAAUUUCGAAUCGUUCCAGUUAGCGCUCGUUCGCCAAUUCCUUUCUUGAAUUGCGGGAAAUCCGAAAAAAUAAGACGUCUUAUUUCUGCCAUUUAUCAUCUGGGAAAUCCAAACUGCGAAAAGAUUUAUGAAGACUGAAAUUUCUCUUCUUUCAAUUGAAGUUUUGAGAACUAAUAAAUCCGGCUGUAAACUAGUGUUAUUCUUCGCUUCUCGUCAGAUUCUCGUCUCAAAAUUUUCUUUCACAGUUGAUGUUAUUUUUCGAUGCAAAGUCAAGCGUUCUUGUGUUCAGGAAUUUUCGGUUUUCGUUUAGUUCCGAUUUGUACAAGAAUUGGUGCCUUAUAAAAAGGUUUUGAGGCGAUAUUCAUUUGCAUUGUUCUAUCAUGUACUCCCUCUGCGCAUUCAUGUACUUCAGCAUAACAUUUCGAAAAAAACUCUAGUAGCGUACCAUUUUCAAGCUUCAUUCAUUCAUCUUCAAAUUCGAGUUCACAAUGGAAUUUCACUCUCUGCUUCACUUUUCCUUCCCAUAACGCCGAACAGCUCAGUUCCAAACACAAGAAAAACGAAAAGUUGUGACUUUCCGACAUGUGGUCAAACUGCCGCUGUAAAACCUAGGCAAGACACAAAAAAGUUGAGGCCACGUUUUAUUAGACUUUUUUCCGAGCUCAGCGAAAGAUCAACGCAAUAUUCUUUUUUUGAGCACUCUGACUGCGCUGAUUAUUUUAGUCUGUUAGAGAGCUCUGUUGGGGUGUUGAGAGUUAAUCGAGCUGUUCCCUUUUAUUUUAAGUCAUGCACGAUUUCUGCGCUCUUGAACAUCUCGAAAAGCCUUUUUGAAAAAAAACUAGUAGUGGUAAAGAAAAAUUGUGAGCAUAAUUAAAAAUACGAUUAUUGAUAGAAAAUAAAAGGUUUUUGGAAGUUUGUUUAAAACCGUUAUUGCAUGAUUAUGAAAAGCGGUUCAGGUCUCCGGUUAUGGACGGCGACGACGCCUCCGGAGUUCUGCUGUCCGACGACUUCAGGCAGUCGAGUCCGCAGCGAGGCACGCCCAACUCCUCCAGCGGAUCGCCGUAAGUCCCUUCUUUCCACAUCACAGAAAGCAGAAACGAUUUCAGAGAUUAUCAUGAUCCCCUUGUGACUAUCAACGUCUCAGGACUGCGGUUUCAAACUUUUGAAAGCACCCUUGCCAGGUUAAUUUUUUUUGUGAUAAACGGGUCAUGAUACAAUUUAACAUUGUAAUGACUCAAUUUUCAGAUACCCAAACUCCUUACUUGGCGACAAACUGAAGCGGCAGAAAUACUUCAUCUCGGAAAUCAACGAGUACUUCUUCGACCGACAUCGGACAACGUAAGCUCUUCUUUGGGUUUUCCAGCACCUCGUUGCUUCUCGUACUCAAAUACUUUGGAAUCUCUAUCGGAGCUCCGAUUCUCACUGUUUUUUGCCUUUUAGAGAUGAGAACUUCAGCUUCGAUCAGCGCAACCAACUGUAAGGCGUAUUCGUACCUUUUUACGUGGCUUUCUCCCCUACCCGUUAUAUCAAAGUGUAUUACAGUGUUUGCAAAUUGACUCUUGUAACUUUGGGCAAAGUUUACUUUCUUAGAUUUAGUAGAAAAUUUCCAAUACCUGAAGUCUUCGGUAUGGUUUACUCGAUUGAUUUCAACUUUUCGUCCAACGGCUGCAAUGAGGCCGGUCCGACUUCCGAAGAUUUGCGCACAAAGGCUUCAGAAAGCAUCGGAGCCAGCCGCUAAAUUUGGACGCUAAACUGAUUCAAAGGAAAGAUAUAGCAUGUGUUCCGCGAUUUGGAAUUUCACGGAACGACAUUCCGCUGUGCCGCUGCGCGCCUUUGCGAAUCUUGGUCGCGCUUUUAAUUUAUUUUCUUUUAUUAAGGUACUCUACUUUCAUAUGCUUCCACAGCAAUAACAAUCAAUUGAAAGCGUGACCUAGAUUCGAAGGACGCUUCGCGUACGCACGAAGCGGAACAGCGGAGUGUCGUUCCAUGAAAUUUCAAGUCGUGGCACACAGACUAUACUUUGAGACUUUUCACAUGCGGCCAGCUUUAACUAGGCAGACUGGCUUCAGCUUCUACUUUGUCUUUUUGAAAUAAAAAUUUGCUUGCUCAAAAAGGAAGAUAUCGGUUUGCAAACGCAAGUUGAAUGACGUGGCUUGAACUUUCCUGCGAACUCGACUAAUACCUCCAUUUUUCCGUGCUAAAAGCAAGUGCAAGUCUGCGUCAUUCUCGACUUCAUCUUUUUCAUUGCCAUUUUUGUAACGUUCGACAAUUUUUCCAUCAGCUAUUUACUUUCCACUAAAUUCUUCUUUAUUAAAGAAAUAUUUCCAACUUAUUUAACACAGGCCGAGAAGUUCUGAAAUAAAGCUCAUCACCCUAUUUUUAAGCUUUCUCCACGCUUCUUGUGUGACCGUACUGCCAUCCGUUGCCGUCUUCUUGAUUUUUGAUUUUACGGUCUUUUUUCAGUUUCGAAUCGAUACUGUACAUCUACCAAAGUGGCGGCCGCGUCAAAAGACCGGAAAUCGUGCCGAUUGACGUCUUUUUGAGAGAAAUGCGAUUUUUCCAAGUGAGUUCAGUUGAGCAUAAUUAAUCCAGAAAUAUGUUUGAACGUAUUGAAAUAGUGAAACUUUAAAGAUGGGCGACGAAAUCCUGGAAGAAUUCUGGAUGGCCGAAGGUUACGAGAAACCAAAAGAAGCGUUGAUGCCAGAAAAUAAAGUGAGUCGUUGGAACGAUUUCUGACGGGAAAAGCCAAGAAUUUCAGACUCAAAGAAGAAUUUGGGAGUUGAUGGAAUAUCCAGACAGUUCUUUGGCGGCUCGGAUCAUCGCCUUUAUCUCCAUCGCCGUCAUCGCCAUGUUUGUUUCGUUUUUCUUGAAUCGAUCUCUUGAUUUUCGGCUCCAAGGUUAUAAAGUUUGCAUUGAGGAAAAUGUCGCUCUUUCAAAUUUUUGCGAUUUUCCAACUUUUCUUUCUUUUUUUUUUCGUAGCCACAUGAAAAAUGUGUCUGAAUAAAUCAUUCGGAAAAUAUUUUUGUCUCCUACAAAAACUGAAAAAUCAAUAAAAAAAUUGUUUUAAGUUCUUUCUGAACUACUUCAUUUUAUUGGGUCUCGCAAAGGCAUAUUUUUUGAUCACUAGUCAACGGUGGAAUAACCAUUGAAAAUUUAAUAAUAAUGGCUUUUGAUUCAACCGGAAUAUUUCAGUUCGAUCAUCUCGUUUUGCUGGGAAACAGUUCCUUCGAGCGACGAAAAGCCGCUUCUCCUCAACAAUUCCUCCUUUUUCGACGCAGCGAAAGAAGAAGAGAAAAGUCACUACAACAGUCCAUUUUUCUGGCUCGAACUCGCCUGUAUCCUCUGGUUCACUCUCGGUCAGUCUCGAUAUCAGCCUUUUCAGAACUAUUUUCUUCGUUUCAGAACUAACUCUCCGAUUUAUCUCGUGCCCAUCGAAAUGGCUUUUCAUGACUUCCAUCCUCAACAUCAUCGAUUUUGUCGCCAUCGCGCCCUUCUUUGUCAACUUCUUCCUGUUAGUUACUUUUCCGAAAAUAAUAAUAGUUUAUUCACUGCCAUAUUAGGUAGUAUAGAAAAAGUAUAAGUGAUCAACAUAUAAAGGGCAGUAGAAUAAAAAAAAUCAAAAAUAAAAAAAAAUCCAAAAUUAAUUCUGGAGCCGGAAUCGAUAACGCGAUGGUUUUCAGAUCGGACAGUUCCUCAAGCAAGUCCAACUCGUCCAUGUCGUUUGCCGUGCUUCGAGUUCUGCGUCUCGUCCGAGUCUUUCGGGUUUUCAAGCUUAGCAGGUGCUUUUUCAGAAGUUGUUCUUUUUUUUUUCAAAGUUGUGUUUUCAGACAUUCUGUGGGCCUUCAAAUUUUGGGAAAAACUUUUCGAUCGUCGAUCCAAGAGUUUUGUCUUCUCAUCUUCUUCAUGGCGAUCGCUUUGGUCCUGUUUGCUUCAGGUUUUUUUUUCACAGUUAUUUGUCAAAAAAAAACAUCAACUUCUCUAGUUUAAUUUAUUUUUGGAUGAUAGAUGGAUGUCCCCGUGUUUCUAUGGCCGUGAAAAGCUUAUGGAGUUUUUUGAUACAAAAUGUGCACUCUUGAAGGUUUUCUAAUAGAUGUCUGAUUAGACUCGGACCUUGAUAACGUGAAUCGAACGUUUCCAGUGACCCCUUUAGUAGCGUCAGCACUGUUAAGUGAUUCUUGGAAUUGAGCAGAAAUGUCCCGCCCGAUUUUCGUUACCGAGGUCCGAGAGAUAGGUUCACUUGAAGUGCUGCUGAUAGAUAAGCUAACUUCAUGAAACAAUCUUUUAGGUAUGUACUUUGCUGAGCAAGGAGAGCCCAACUCCAAGUUCACGUCGAUCCCGGCGAGUUUCUGGUUCGUUCUGGUGACGAUGACGACGGUCGGGUGAGUGUUCGCGGAUAAGUGAGAGACGCAGACGUCGACUUGCAGCUACGGGGAUUUGGUGCCUCUGAGUCCUUUCGGAAAAGUCGUCGGCGGCAUGUGCGCCUUAAUUGGCGUCCUGACCCUCGCUCUGCCCGUCCCCAUCAUUGUCAGUUCAUUUUUGGAUUUGUCCAAGGAUUUUGGAAAUUUUGGAUACAAAAACACGACACAAUUCAGAAAGCAUCAAGAAAAUUUAUUUUAAACUUUAUAAUACCUGAGGCUAUUCAGGCACAUACUCUAUUUACCGUUUGAGCUUUAAAAAACUCCUAAAACGUCUAAAUGUCUUCGUUUCGCACAAUAUUUUGCUGAUCGUGUUCAGACUCUAACUAAUCUUCGUUGGAUAUUUUCCCAGCGUUAGCCUCGAGCAUUCGAAUAUUUAUCUCACUUAAAGAGCAAAAGCCUUUCAAGCUAAUCCCGACCUUUAAACUUUUGAAAAACCAGCCAAUCAUUAUAAUACACAGACUCUACUAUCACUUUGAACAAAUCGAUUGGAAAUCCCCUAUUUCUAGGUAGCGAACUUCAAGCACUUCUACCGACAAGAAAAUAGAUUGGCGACCAUGAAGACGACGUCGAAGGACGACGACGACGGAGACUACGCGUGACGGUGCGACGGGAUGACGGCGAGCUGCACCUCGGAGGUUCCCAGUUCAAAAGAGUUCACGCAAAGACCUCGUGCUCUGCAGAUGAGAUGCUCCAGCUCAUCGCCUGAGGAGGUCAGCCUCGCUUCGACGAAGCGGCGUUCGCUCAGUCUCCAGCUCAACCUGAGCCGAAGGUCGCCUUUGCCCCUCAACUUGAAAAAAAUCUCCCUUGAGGAGCACUACUUACGUAAUUGA
Messenger RNA from Caenorhabditis auriculariae, 11977 nucleotides. NCBI's taxonomy places the organism in Eukaryota, Metazoa, Nematoda, Chromadorea, Rhabditida, Rhabditidae. The record is from the annotation of a GenBank genome assembly.